AUGUGGUAUUCCACCAUUCCCCUUGCGUUCGACCUUUUACCGGUUCUCUUGUGGUGGUUCCAGUUCACUUUCUGCCUGACAGCCGCGUCCAUUGUUGCCGGAGCGAUCUGUGAGCGGGUUCGCGUGUUCGCCUACAUCGGGUUCGUUGCACUCAUGAUGGGUUUUGUCUACCCAGUGAUCUCUCAUGCCAUCUGGAACGCCAACGGAUGGCUGAAUCUGUUCUACAACAAAGUCACAAAUCCAACGACCGGUCAUAUCAUCGGCAGCUUUGGCUUCUACGGUACCGCGGGCUCCAUUGACUUUGCUGGCAGCGGCGUGGUGCAUAUCACUGGCGGUGCUGGAGCACUCGUCAGUGCAGUGAUCAUCGGACCUCGAAUUGGGCGUUUCGAUGAAAACGGGAAGGUCCGUCCCAUUCCCGGUCAUAACAUCUCGUUGAUUGUGCUCGGUGGUCUCCUGCUGUGGUUCGGAUGGUUCGGUUUCAAUCCGGGUUCGCAGCUGGGUGUGUUAUCAUACGCGGAUGGUGGUAAGGUUGGUAGCGCAGUGCGCGGUGGCUUCAAUAAGAACGGUGUACCGACAGUGUACUCGAAUGCAGGUCAGGUAGCGCUCGCUGCUGUGAACACACUCGUUUUAUCUGCAUCUGCUGGGAUCACGACGCUGAUUAUCGCGCGAUUCGUGGACAAGUACUUUGACUGCGCCUCCAUGGUGAAUGGCUCUAUCAGCGACACAGUGGCGGUUACAUCUCCCUGUUCGACCAUUCCGACGUACUCGGCGCUGUGUUGCGGGGUUAUUGCGGGAUGGAUUUGGGUUUUCGGCGAUAAGCUCAUCCAGCGGCUGCGUAUCGAUGACCCGCUCGGCGCCGUUACCGUCCACGCGUUCGGAGGCACACGGUGCGUCCUCAUUCCCGGCUUUUUCGCAAAGCCUGAUACCGUCGCCAUGGUUUAUGGCUCGUACGAUGGUUCAGGGGGGUGUAUUCUAUGGCUAUGGAAAGCAGCUCGCUGCUCAGCUGACGGAGAUUCUCUACGUUUGGCCGUUUGUGGGAAUGAAUAUCGGCGGCUACUUCUUGAUCCUCAGGUUUCUCGGCCUGCUACGCGUCCCGCCGGAGGUGGGAAUUCUUGGGAAUGA
Messenger RNA from Cyanidioschyzon merolae strain 10D, 1122 nucleotides. RefSeq names its product probable ammonium transporter. Gene Ontology annotation, cellular component: membrane. The record is from RefSeq and is a predicted model, not a curated record. The transcript has a single exon. Gene Ontology annotation, molecular function: ammonium channel activity. The coding region runs from base 1 to 1122 and encodes 373 amino acids. NCBI's taxonomy places the organism in Eukaryota, Rhodophyta, Bangiophyceae, Cyanidiales, Cyanidiaceae. Gene Ontology annotation, biological process: ammonium homeostasis; ammonium transmembrane transport.